This is a messenger RNA of Aplysia californica (California sea hare), 2069 nucleotides long. RefSeq lists its product as uncharacterized. Lineage: Eukaryota; Metazoa; Mollusca; Gastropoda; Aplysiida; Aplysiidae. The record is from RefSeq and is a predicted model, not a curated record. The transcript has 3 exons. The coding region runs from base 433 to 909 and encodes 158 amino acids.
GUGAUUUCAGACACCGACUCGAGGGAACGUUAAACUUGAAAGUUGUUCACCUAACUGCUUUGAGUUUGACAUAAUUUUGGUGCGCAACUGGAAGUGACAAAAAAACAGAAAAUCAAGAAAACAAGCGGCUUGUCAGUUUUUCUCAAAGAGUCGUUCCUGCCUACUAACACAAUCGUUGUGCUUUAUCAACAAGACAGCAUUGCAACUGUUGAUGUAUUUCUGAUACACGAAAACUAAAUUGACAAAUUCAUCCCCGUGAACACGUUUAGUGUGUGGAAGAAUUAAGAAAAAAAUAUAUUUGAAAAAAAAAAAAGUUAUAAAGUAAUUUUUUUUAAAUAAACAAGCAAGACAACAGCACGCUUUUAAGCAGCAGCAUCAAAGAUUCUUUUAAUUAAAGUGCCCCUGAUAUUGGUUGAGAAUUAACUAGUCACCAUGAAGAUUGACCCCUGCCAUUACAAAGUUGAGAUUUUCCUCAUCACCUGUGUGUGCCUUGUGGCGGUGGUUCAGAGUGCAAGCGUCCGCAGACCGGUCUUGAUGACCACACAGCCGAGAUCGCUGAUCAGACCCGGCCCUGAUGACCAGUCACUCGUUAACAGUGUCCAGCUUACAGAUACAGAUCACAAAACGUUCUUGGGCCCUUUGUUAGACAUACUGAGGCACAGACGAGGAAAGCGUAGCUCUGCCCACAGAAGACCCGCCUCCUGGCACAGAAGACACGCCCACCCGCACAGACACACCUCCCGGCAUAGACACGCCCACAGCCGUCUGCUCCAGUCCCCGGCCUAUGCCCGAGCGGAACGUAUCCAGAUACCCGACCUGAUGACGCAACGAAUUACCCAGCUGUGGACUAAUGGCCGUAACAACAGGAUGUCAGUACAAACUUGGACUGGAGAUUCGGUGCGUGAUUAGGUCAACAAGAACAAGCCUUCUGCCCAUGGCGCUAGCGAACGUUUUUACUGCUGGGGCCAGCCUACAGAGUCACCGAGGAGCAUAGACAUAAUUUGUCAGAACAUCCAAGACUACAAUAUUUUCACGUCAGCCCGGUGUACCUUGGGGUGUGCCAUAGAAGUCUACUUGGAACCAAAUGAAGGACAAGGAGGAAUGCCCGCAAACUCGACCAUAAUGAAACUGAUGUUUUGCCCUUCAUUUGAACGCCCGUGUUGCACAUCAGUGCUGUGAAGUGUUUAUAGAGAACAAAGAGCAGAGGCCAUGACAGUGUCCGAUCUAGGUUGUUCUAAUUGAAGUCUAUGGGCGGUCAUGACAGUGCCCGGUCUAGGGUGUUCUAAUUCAAUUCUGUAGGCGGCCAUGACAGUACCCGAUCUAGGAUAUUCUAAUUCAAGUCUAUGCUGUGGAGUCACCUGAAGCUUCCUUGUGGAUAGUGGCGAGACUGUGUGAUCUGUCAGUCAGCUGUGCCUGUCAUGUUCCCCUGCACAAACCUAGGGAGGACAGUGUAUUAUGAGCGUGGUGAUAGGUUCACGCAACGCUAUGUGCCAUAGAUCUAUGUUGUUAUAAUUGUUUAAAAUUGUGUUCAUUUUAUGCUUUGCUCAGGUGCUAAUGGUCUUCUGUUUCCUGACUGCAGAUGCCCAAUUCUAUUUUGAGCAUUUUCCCUUCACUUGUGAAGGGACUUUGUCACCCACACGCCGCCCACCCCUACCCUUAAAGAGAAAACAAUUCCUCACUUUUAUUUUAUUCUUUGAAAAAUUGAGUAUGGGGGGGGGGCUGCCUUUGCAUGUAAUUAAUCGGGGUGUAUCUUACGAUAAGUCUGCCAUGACAAAGAUACUAAGAGCGGGAAAUGGAUAUCGUUGACUUCGCCUUUGGAUUAGUCAAUGAGCCCAGUAGCUCCAAACUCCACCCUGCGGUUCUAUGUGCGCUAUAAAAUGAAAAAUUUGGCCCAGACAAUUAAUCUUCAACAUCUCAACGAGCAGAGAUAAUAUGAUGUUGGAUGAGAUAUAAAAGGCAGUCAAGCAUGCCAACGCAUGUAUGUCGGCGAGGAACACUUUAAACUUCGGACUAGUUCCUUUCUUAGUGUCAUAUACUCAGUUGCUAAUUAGGACCUACCUCCGAUUCCC